Elephantulus edwardii (Cape elephant shrew) is the source of this 1596-nucleotide messenger RNA. RefSeq names its product POU class 2 homeobox 3 (gene POU2F3). The coding region runs from base 1 to 1596 and encodes 531 amino acids. Gene Ontology annotation, biological process: regulation of transcription by RNA polymerase II. The transcript is spliced from 14 exons. The record is from RefSeq and is a predicted model, not a curated record. Gene Ontology annotation, cellular component: nucleus. Lineage: Eukaryota; Metazoa; Chordata; Mammalia; Macroscelidea; Macroscelididae. Gene Ontology annotation, molecular function: RNA polymerase II cis-regulatory region sequence-specific DNA binding; DNA-binding transcription factor activity, RNA polymerase II-specific.
AUGGGCCUGGGGCCAGGCGCGUGGGCCCUGCCAGGGGGCGUGGCCGCGGCCCCCGCCCCGCCGCCCGCCGCGUGCUCACCUGGGGAGUGUGACAAUCCUGGCCGCGCUCUGUGCAGCUGGGGCCGGAGCAGCGGAGCGCGCGACGGCGGUGGCUACGGCUCUGACAGCGGCUCCCGCGGCGCCGGCGGCCGGGGGCGGGAGGAAGGAGACCCUGGCGUCCCAGGGGGCCCGGCUGGGGCAGUCGCGAGGGGCCUGGGGGGGCGCUGGCUUUGGCCCCGCCUGGGGCAGGAUGAUAUCAAGAUGAGUGGGGAUGUGGCUGAUUCUACCGAUGCUCGGAACGCCCUUGGUCAGGUGGAAACAGGAAGUGAUCGCAAUGGCCUUGAUUUCAGCAGACAGAUUAAAACCGAAGACCUCAGUGACUCCCUGCAGCAGAACCUCCCUCAUCGGCCAUGCCACCUGUCCCAGGGACCCACCAUGAUGCCUGGAAACCAGAUGUCUGGGGUAAGUUCCCAAUUUUAUAUGACAGCCGAAUUACAGGGGCAUGACAUGACUUCCCUCCAUCCGCUCCAACAGCUGGUGCUGGUUCCUGGUCACUUACAGUCUGUGUCCCAGUUCCUGCUCUCUCAGUCCCAGCCUGGGCAGCAAGGUCUGCAGCCAAAUCUUCUCCCCUUCCAGCAGCAACAAAGCAGCCUCCUCCUCCCUCAGACGGGGCCAGGCCUGGCAUCCCAGGCUGUAGGACGCCCUGGGCUACCAGGAUCAUCUUUAGAAUCCCAUCUGGAAGCAUCCCAGCAUAUCCCAGUGCCCAAGCAUUUGUCCAGCUCUGGAGGAGCCGAUGAGCCCAGUGACCUUGAGGAACUAGAGAAAUUUGCCAAGACUUUCAAGCAGAGGCGCAUCAAGCUGGGAUUCACACAGGGAGAUGUGGGCCUUGCAAUGGGAAAGCUCUAUGGCAAUGACUUCAGCCAGACGACCAUUUCGCGGUUUGAGGCCCUCAAUCUGAGCUUCAAGAAUAUGUGCAAGCUCAAGCCACUGCUGGAGAAGUGGCUGAAUGAUGCAGAGUCAUCUCCCUCAGACUCUUCCGUCAGCACCCCCAGCUCCUACCCCACCCUUAGUGAAGUGUUUGGGAGGAAGAGGAAGAAACGGACCAGCAUUGAGACCAACAUUCGCCUGACUCUGGAGAAGAGAUUUCAAGACAACCCCAAGCCAAGCUCUGAGGAAAUCUCCAUGAUCGCAGAGCAGUUGUCCAUGGAGAAGGAGGUGGUGAGGGUCUGGUUCUGCAACCGUCGCCAGAAAGAGAAACGCAUCAACUGCCCAGUGACCACGCCCAUCAAAUCACCCAUCUACAACUCCCGCUUGGUUUCUCCCUCGGGCUCCCUGGGUCCCCUUUCUGUCCCUCCUGUCCACAGCACCAUGCCUGGAACAGUCACGUCAUCCUGCUCCCCUGGGAACAACAGCAGGUCUUCGUCUCCUGGCUCAGGACUCCACCCCAACAGCCCCACUGCCUCUCAAAAUAACUCAAAGGCAGCUGUGAACUCUUCCUCCAGUUUUAACUCUUCAGGAUCUUGGUACCGAUGGAAUCACCCUACCUACCUCCACUGA